This is a messenger RNA of Rotaria sordida, 1362 nucleotides long. The record is from the annotation of a GenBank genome assembly. Lineage: Eukaryota; Metazoa; Rotifera; Eurotatoria; Philodinida; Philodinidae.
AUGCAUACUUAUAAAUCUGUAAAUACAAAACCUAUACCUUUAAAUAUUAUGGAUGUUCGAGACGAAGCAUUUUAUGAUUUUAUUCGACAAUUUUCUGGGAAAAAAGUUGCAGAAUUGCUUUCUUUUCAAGAAUGCAAUGGAGUUGACUCAUUUCUUGGAUGCGAAGAUGUUACUGCUGUUCUUCAAUUGAAAUCUGAUCAAUUCAAUGAACUGAAGAAAAACACAUGUAUUACAUUAAGUGAUGGAUUCGUCGUUCUUUUACCAGAUCCUGAAUCAUUAAUCAUUAAUCUUAAAAAAGUUCUUAAAAAGAAACGAGAAGAAAUCAAUAAACAAGCUGAACGACUUCAUGCUAUUAAUUCUUCAAUUUCAUUAGCUACAAGCUUGACGUUGAUCAUUCCAACACAAAAUGCUUCAUCAAUAUUUCAUCCUUCAACUCAUACAUUUCCUUCUUCACAUGCAUCUACACUUCCUGAUUCAUUGAAUAUUUCAUCAUCUAAUUCUCGAACUACAUUUAAUCCUCUUACGGAUGAAAUAACAAAUAGAAUUACACGAACUAUUAUUGAUUGGCUUGAUAAGAAUAAACAUGAAUUAAACUUAGUAAAUACUAAUUUAAAGGAAGGUGUUGAUUUUCGAUUAGAAUUAAACAAGCGACAAGAUGGAAUUAUGAUGAUUUGUAAAUGUGGUACAAAAAAUUCUAUCGGACAAAAACAAGGAAUACUUGUGUUAUCUUAUUUAAAUUCUAUUAAAAGUCGAAACAACAGCAAUAAUACAAAUAACGAUUUUCUAUUUCCACGUCAUCACAAACUAUCAAAAACAAUUGAUUCUAAACAAAUAUCGUCUUUAUCAUCUUCUACUGUAUCACUUUCAUUUGAAGCGAUCGAGAAUACUAUUUCACGUGCAUAUUCCGAUGUAUGUAGUCUAGUAGUUGGUAUGAAUAUCUAUCAACAAGAUCAACUUUUACCACUAGAAAAGAUGUCUAGAUUAGCUAAUCUUCAACUUAUGAAAUCACGAAUAGUCGAUUACUCUUGUCCUGAUAAAUAUGAUUCGGAUUUUGAUUCAGAUUCAGACGAUAGCAGUUCCGAAGGAGAUGAAGAAAUCACCGGAAUUGAUGCUGAUGAUGAAGACUCAUUCGACGAUGACGACGGCCUGUCUGAUAAUCUCGUCAACAUUAGCGCUUCGACGUUCCACGGAAUGCGAGUUUUCGAUUGGAUUAAUCCGAUCUUAGCUAAAUCGUACUUUGUUAUUAAUAUCAAUGGUACAAAAAAAUGUUUACAUAAACAAACGGCUGCUUGGCUUCUUUCAAAGGAUAAGUCUACUUUGUCUUCUGACCAUUUAAAACGUGUUAUGACUAAUAAUAAAUAA